CUAUUUCUCCAAAUUCGACUCUUUCCAUUCUGAUUUUCAAAUCCAUUCAUCCUACGGUCCGCAACAAAAACCCAAAUCGCCCACAGCAUCUCCAAACUGUCCAUCGAGAUGUACGGAUACAGCACCGGUUCCGACCUUGAUUACCUCGACUCCAUCCGCGGAUACCUGCUGGGAGAUUCCGAGCCCCCAGCGGAAUUCCCGGCGAUGAAUGAUGCCGUCGGGAAUCAUCCGGCGACGUUUCUCCCGAGCUCCAGCUCCGACAGCGGCUGGCACUUACCGUGCCUGACGGAGAACUGGGGCGAGCUGCCGCUGAAGGUCGAUGACCCCGAUGACAUGAUGGUAUACGGGUUCCUCUGUGAUGCCGUCGGCAGCGGCUGGAGCCCGUCCGUCGCGACGGACAAUGCCGCGUUUCCGUCAGCAGCUGUGAAAUCGGAGCAGGUGGAUGCGCCGGCAGCAGCCACGCCACCGGUGAAGGCAGCACCGGUGGCCGAUAGGGGGAGGCAUUACCGCGGCGUCCGGCGCCGUCCGUGGGGCAAGUUCGCUGCGGAGAUUCGGGACCCGGCGAAGAACGGCGCACGUGUCUGGCUUGGAACGUUCGAGACGGCGGAGGAUGCCGCGCUGGCAUACGACCAAGCUGCGUACCGGAUGCGUGGGUCCCGCGCAUUGCUGAAUUUCCCGCUCCUGGUGGCUUCGGCGGGCCCACCACCUACCCCAGUCGGGAAGCGUGCUUCGCCGGAGCCGUCGUCAUCUUCGUCGGAGAAUGGAUCGCCGAAGGGGAGGAAAAGAGUGCAAUCAGGAACUCCAGCUCCGGCUCCGGCUCCAGUACAAGCCGGAUUGAAUUUAAGCAGUGGACCAGUCGCCGGGACUCGGGUGGCAGCUUUGCCAUGUGGCGAGCAGCUAUUGGUCACUUAGUUCCACGUGGAAAUGUAUAGUAUUGGUUGUGAAACAAGUGCUUUUGAAUCUCUCUCUUAGUUUUGGUGAAAUCUGUAAUGUAGAAGAGUUGAAGAGAGAGAGAUAGAAGGCCUGUUUUCAUUUGAAGGGUUGAGAGAGAGCGAGAGUGAGAGGAUGAUGUUGUGAAUAACAGUUUCUUUCAUUAUUUUAUUGGAUAAGAACCAAAA
Molecule: messenger RNA, 1118 nt
Organism: Magnolia sinica
Lineage: Eukaryota; Viridiplantae; Streptophyta; Magnoliopsida; Magnoliales; Magnoliaceae
Product: ethylene-responsive transcription factor 2-like
Exons: 1
Coding region: 109-912 (267 amino acids)
Biological process (GO): ethylene-activated signaling pathway; regulation of DNA-templated transcription
Molecular function (GO): DNA-binding transcription factor activity; DNA binding
Source: RefSeq, a predicted model, not a curated record